This is a messenger RNA of Neurospora crassa OR74A, 2809 nucleotides long. RefSeq names its product 2-methylcitrate synthase (gene tca-2). The transcript is spliced from 3 exons. Gene Ontology annotation, biological process: tricarboxylic acid cycle; carbohydrate metabolic process. NCBI's taxonomy places the organism in Eukaryota, Fungi, Ascomycota, Sordariomycetes, Sordariales, Sordariaceae. Gene Ontology annotation, cellular component: mitochondrial matrix. Gene Ontology annotation, molecular function: 2-methylcitrate synthase activity. The coding region runs from base 734 to 2146 and encodes 470 amino acids. The record is from RefSeq and is a predicted model, not a curated record.
GGACAGCCUUGGCCAGGGCAGACUAACAGGUCGCCGCGGGAGACACACGCAGAUUUUGUUAGCGAAACCAUCCUUCAGGUCCUUCGAGGAAGCUGGCCGUGGCCGCCGUGGGUGCUGCCGAAACGGCUUUCCUCGGUUGUGAGACUGCAAACUGGACGGAUUGGCGUGGGGGUUGGACCAAACGAGACACGGCGAUGCAACGUCGUCACAAGCCGAAUGACCGUGGGAAGCCGCUAAGGGCUCUGAUUGGGAGGAGAAAAAAAAACAAAAAGGCAAUGCGGUCCUGGAGAUUGCUCGGUGUGCUCGUGUCUUGCGAAUCCCAUCUCUUGAUUCUAAAGACGACGUCGACGGCGACAACUUUCACUUAAACGAGUCAGUCAGUGUCCACAGUUUCCAGCUUGCUUCCACUUCCCCAGACUGUCAAACAGAAAGCCUCAGCACGCUUGUCCCCAUUUCCCCAGGCGUUCAGCGGCCCCAGUGUCCCCGCCCGCUUCUGGGGUAGCUCCAGCUGGGACCCCACCACAUCCCUCGGCCUGAGCAGCGGUGGAAGACGGGAAGCGGCGUGUCGUCGCACAUGUGUUGUCGAGGUUGUACUGACCGGUGUGCGACCAUAAGUAUAUAUAGGGUCGAUCGAGCAAUUGGCACCUUUUUUUGUUUGGUAAUUCUUCUUCAGCAGCGUCGAUACCCUCCGAUUUCUGCUUGGUAGAUAUACGGUACACAUACAAAGCCCAAAAUGGCCAUGAACCUUAGAACUGGGUCCCGGGCCUUCGGUGGAGCCCUCCGUAAUCAUGCCCGUGUCUCGCGACGAGGCUACGCUACCGCCGAACCCGAUCUCAAGACAGUGCUCAAGGAGGCCAUUCCCGAAAAGCGCGAGCUCUUCAAGAAGGUCAAGGCCCAUGGGAACAAGGUGCUGGGCGAGGUCAAGGUCGAGAACACAAUCGGUGGCAUGCGUGGCCUCAAGGCCAUGAUUUGGGAGGGCUCCGUACUCGAUGCCAACGAGGGUAUUCGCUUCCAUGGCCGCACCAUCAAGGACUGCCAGAAGGAGCUUCCCAAGGGCAAGAAUGGCACCGAGAUGCUGCCCGAGGCCAUGUUCUGGCUUCUCUUGACCGGCAAAGUCCCCUCCACCAACCAGGUCCGCCAGUUCUCGCGGGAGCUCGCCGAGCAGGCUGCCCUGCCCGACUUUGUCAACAAGCUCCUCGACGGCUUCCCCAAAGACCUCCACCCCAUGACCCAGUUCGCCAUUGCUGUCUCGGCCCUCAAUCAUACCUCCAAAUUUGCCAAGGCCUACGAGCAGGGCCUGAACAAGGCUGACUACUGGGAGCCUACCUUUGAUGACUGCAUUUCCUUGCUCGGCAAGCUCCCUACCAUUGCCGCCAAGAUCUACCAGAACUCGUACAAGGGCGGCGGUGCUCUCCCCGCCGAGGUCGACCUCGAGCAGGAUUGGGCUUACAACUUUGCUGCCAUGCUGGGCAAGCCCGGUAAAGAGAACGAGAACUUCCAGGAUCUUCUGAGGUUGUACCUUGCCCUUCACGGUGACCACGAGGGCGGCAACGUCUCUGCACACACCACCCACCUAGUCGGCAGUGCUCUGAGCGACCCCUUCCUCGCCUACAGCGCCGGUCUCCAGGGUCUCGCCGGCCCUCUCCACGGUCUUGCCGCCCAGGAGGUGCUCCGAUGGAUCCUUCAGAUGAAGGAGGCCAUCCCCUCUUCCUACACGGACGAAGACGUGCGCAGCUACCUCUGGAACACACUCAACUCGGGCCGCGUCGUGCCCGGCUACGGCCACGCUGUGCUCCGCAAGCCCGAUCCCCGUUUCGAGGCCCUUAUGGACUACGCGGCCUCCCGCCCUAAGAUUGCGGCCGACCCCGUCUUCCAGCUCGUGCUCAAAAAUAGCCAGAUUGCUCCCGAGGUUCUCAAGCAGCACGGCAAGACCAAGAACCCCUACCCCAACGUGGACUCGUCCUCGGGCGUCCUGUUCCACCACUACGGCUUCCACGAAACCCUCUACUACACCGCCACCUUCGGCGUCUCGCGUGGUCUGGGCCCGCUCGCACAGCUCAUCUGGGAUAGAGCUCUGGGUCUGCCGAUUGAGCGACCCAAGUCCAUCAACCUCGAGGGUAUCCUCAAGCAGGUUGAGGGACAGUAAAUGCGGGUUAAGAUUGAACGAAUGAUGUGAAGGAACGACCUGGAGUUGGUUGUGUCGUUGUUAGCGAUUACACAGUGUCGCGAUGAUAUUCUUCUGGAUCACAGGACAGAAGCGAGCGAGCGAGAACGCCGAAUUCACUUGCCUUGUAUGUAUGUAUUAUGACUAGGACGUCGCCUGUUGGUCUUAUUCUCGCUUGGGAGAAUGAGUCGAGUUGCCGAGGCCGUCCAUUUUGUAUUGUUCAUUCUGUUGGUUCAGAUAUUUGCAAACACUUUCUAAUUCCUUCUCCCUUCCAUGAUCUCACGAUCACAUUUAUUAUGGUGUUUUGGCCUUGAACUCGACUGCUUCCCUUUGGCAGACGCGUCUGUCCGACUCGCGCUUCGGAAGAUGACAUCCCGUUUACGGUCACAUCUCAAGUGCGAUUGACUGGCUGAUCUGACUGAAUCGAUCAGAAGGCUUGGUGGAACUGCAAAGAAAAAAAGAAAAAAAAGGUCGUGGUUAUUUUUGGAAUCAAUAUCCAACUGUAAGAGAUACGGCACGGUCAUUGGUCUCCCGUGUUUUGGAAUCGGGUUAGCGAUGACAUUAGAGUGGUAUAUAUUGCAUUCGCUACCUUGGCUCCGUGUAAUGUAUUUUGUCCAGACUAAAAACAAAUCCAAGUUACCAGUG